AUGCAUAGCUGCGAGAGAAAAGGAGAUGAACGUCGUAGAACUCUGAGGUUAUUGAAAUUCCCAAGAACACAACUGACCCUAGAAUCUGCAGAACUUCUUUCUCCCGUGUUCAAUCGAAUCACUAAACAUGAGGAAAUUGAUUUUUUCAACGAGAGAGUAGAAACUCUGGCUGGUAAUGGAACUAAAGGCUCAGAUUACCAAGAAAAGUGUGUUGUACAAAUCAUCCAAUGGAGGAGAAAAAUUACGAAGAUCCAAGGGAAGAGGAAGAUCGACUUGGUUUAUGGAGGAGGAAGUGUUGGUUUGAUGGGUCUUAUUUCCAAGAGAGUUUAUAAAGGUGGCUUCCAUGUGCUCGGGAUCAUUCCCAAGGCUUUGAUGCCAAUUGAGAUAUCUGGUGAGACUGUUGGAAAUGUAAGAGUGGUUGCAGACAUGCACGAACGAAAAGAUGCAAUGGCACAAGAAGCUGAGGCCUUCAUUGCCCUCACUGGAGGUUAUGGAACAAUGGAGGAGGUGCUGGAGAUGAUAACAUGGUUGGUCUAUUUAAUGUUGAUGGGUACUAUAACAGUUUGCUUGCUUUUGUUUGACACUGGCGUUGAAGAAGGUUUUAUUAAACCUGUUGCACGUAACAUUGUGGUUUCUGCUCCACAAGCCAAAGAGCUUAUGGAGAAGAUGGAGGGAGUAAGUCAAUCUAUGGUGGCACCUUUCCCGACGAAAAUUUCAAAGGUGGAAGGGAACCAUGUUCUGUUUGGGAAGGUUAUACAAGGGAUGGACUAUGUGUUCGCCAUUGAAGGUGGAGCUGGUACUUACAGUGUCAAACCAAGGAAGAAAGUUGUGAUUGCUGAUUCCAGAGAGAUCCCUAAAGACAAAUAG
Eruca vesicaria subsp. sativa (arugula) is the source of this 867-nucleotide messenger RNA. The record is from the annotation of a GenBank genome assembly. Lineage: Eukaryota; Viridiplantae; Streptophyta; Magnoliopsida; Brassicales; Brassicaceae.